UAGCGCUGCGCGCUCGUGCAGUUAGGUCCGCGUGGGUUUGUUUAUGUCUGUCAGAAACGACAGUUCGGCCGAAUUUAGGCUUUUAUUAAAAACAGUAAUGGUAUUUCAGAUUGUCUGACUGAACUGGAGCUGCAUAUUUAAGUCAGCAUGGACUCCCAUGGCAAGCAGUGCUCCUGCAGCGAUCACCGCCCCACCCCAAGUGUCCAUCAGACUCUUGAUGAGAUGGACUUUGAGAGAGGAAUAUGGUCAGCAGCUCUAGAUGGUGACUUAGAGAGGGUGCGGUCCUUUCUGGCAAAAACAUCUGACCCAAAUAUCAGAGACCAGUCCGGAUACACUGCUUUGCACUACGCCAGUCGAGCGGGACACCAGUCAGUAUGUGAGCUGCUCCUGGACCAGGGGGCCUGUGCUAAUUCUCAAACUCGUGGCGGGGCUACUGCCCUGCACAGAGCGGCCUACUGCGGCCAUCUCGCCAUCAUCCAGCUUCUGCUGACCCACAGAGCUGACCCCAGCUUAACUGAUGAUGAUGGAUCAACGUCUCUGCAUAAGGCUGCUGAGCAGGGUCACGUGGACGUGUGCGAGUUGUUGGUGAUGAACUGUCCUGCCUUGAGAAGCAUGAAGGAUAAAAGAUCACGCUUACCUUCAGACCUUUGCCUGAAGAACAGUGCCUUACUGGAGUUACUAAACCCUCAAUGACCUGCUGUGCUGCUUUGAUGCCCAAAUGAACUUCAGAUCCUCUACAAGUCAGUUUUGUACAAGCAGUGGGACCCUGCGUGAGGUUCUUCUUGGACUGCAGGAUGGAAACCAUCGCAGGAACCCCACUUAGGCUUGUGUCCAAGCAUGGAAAUAAAUGUUUUUGUUUAA
Messenger RNA from Astyanax mexicanus (Mexican tetra), 861 nucleotides. RefSeq names its product ankyrin repeat domain 39 (gene ankrd39). The transcript has 5 exons. Gene Ontology annotation, molecular function: protein binding. The record is from RefSeq and is a predicted model, not a curated record. Bases 148 to 693 code for a protein of 181 amino acids. NCBI's taxonomy places the organism in Eukaryota, Metazoa, Chordata, Actinopteri, Characiformes, Acestrorhamphidae.